CUUUCUCGAAGCAAAGACACGACAAGUUGAAAUGCGAGAGAAAAAACUGACAAGAAUAGUCUCUGCCACGAUGGAUGUGGGGACGUUGCUUUGUUGUUCACUACUGUUGGCUUUAUUAAUAUACACGGUAACUCCGGAGGCUCGAGGAUUGCUGUGUUAUUGUGAGCGAUGUGUAAAUAGGACAUGCAACACAACUGGCAUGUGCUUUGUAUCGGUCUUGAAGUCUGCCGGACAGAUUGUGACACAGGAGGCACAAUGCAUUGAGCAGGAUGAUCUCCUUCCUCCGGACAGGCCUUUCCAGUGUGCCCCCUCCAACAACGGCAGACAUCCAUACUGUUGCAAGACCCACAUGUGCAACAAGAACCCAAAAGUCAUCCCAGAGCUCCCUGACAAUGAACCCCAGUCUCCGAGUCAUGUGGCCCUGGCCGCAAUGAUCACGAUACCCAUCUGCAUGCUAAGUUUUGUGCUGGUGCUGCUCCUCUACAUGUGCCAUAAAGGCUCCAUCAUUAAUCACCGUGUGCCAGGUGAGGAAGACCCCGCUGUGGAUCACCCCUUCCUCGCUGAUGGCACCACACUGAAGGACCUCAUCUAUGACAUGACCACUUCAGGAUCCGGCUCAGGUUUGCCACUGCUAGUACAGAGGACCAUUGCCAGGACCAUCAUCCUGCUGGAGAGUAUAGGGAAGGGCCGUUUUGGAGAGGUGUGGAGGGGUCGUUGGCGUGGAGAGGAGGUGGCAGUGAAGAUUUUCUCUUCCAGAGAGGAGCGGUCUUGGUUCCGGGAGGCAGAGAUCUACCAGACCGUCAUGCUCCGUCAUGAAAACAUCCUGGGUUUUAUUGCUGCAGAUAACAAAGAUAAUGGCACAUGGACGCAGCUAUGGUUGGUUUCUGAUUACCAUGAGCAUGGCUCACUCUUUGACUACCUGAACAGGUACACAGUCACCGUGGAGGGCAUGAUCAAGCUCUCUCUCUCCACCGCUAGUGGCUUGGCUCAUCUGCAUAUGGAGAUUGUUGGCACUCAGGGUAAGCCUGCCAUUGCCCAUCGUGAUCUGAAAUCCAAAAACAUCCUGGUGAAGAAGAAUGGAACCUGCUGCAUCGCUGACCUUGGCCUGGCUGUGCGCCACGACUCUUCCACAGACACCAUCGAUAUCGCACCCAACCACAGAGUGGGCACUAAAAGGUAUAUGGCACCUGAGGUACUGGAUGACACUAUUAACAUGAAGCAUUUUGAGUCCUUUAAAAGGGCAGACAUCUAUGCCUUGGGUCUGGUAUUUUGGGAGAUUGCUCGCAGGUGUUCAAUUGGAGGCAUCCACGAGGACUAUCAACUUCCCUACUAUGACCUUGUUCCAUCUGACCCGUCAGUAGAGGACAUGAAGCGAGUGGUUUGUGACCAGAAGCUUCGUGCCAACAUCCCUAAUAGGUGGCAGAGCUGUGAGGCCCUGCGUGUGAUGGCUAAGAUCAUGAGGGAAUGCUGGUACGCCAACGGAGCUGCUCGCCUCACUGCGCUACGUGUGAAGAAGUCUUUGUCUCAGCUCAGCCAACAAGAGGGCAUCAAAAUAUAGAUACAACUCGUCAUCUUCACAUUGCCAAUCCACUUCCUCCACUGAUCUUAGGAGGUUAUGAAAGCAAAAAAAUAUUUGUGAGAAUGCUGUGGAGGUUUACUUCAACAGUCGGGAGAUGGACAGCAAUUGAGGGACCAGUGUAUAGGAAUUUAAAACUCCACUCUGUCCACGGAAAGAUGCAUCCUCAUCCAAGAUCACCUCAAACAACCUUUAAGCUACUGCAGGAUUUCACAAACCAGUGCUCAAAGCUAUACAUCAGUCCUCCUGGGAUAUCAGAAUACCAUACUCAAGAGUUUUCUUUUCAGUUGUUUGGUGACUUACCAGACAACUAAACAUAGACAGCCAUUCAGUGUCAUUGAUGUGCUUCGCAAGCUGGGUUUGACCCUGUUUUGAUUUGCUGAUAUAAGGAUGCUCUGUAUGGUCUUUAUUUUUGUAUGUAGCCUGUACAUAUUUGACUAAAGUUUCUUGUGUAUAUUUAUGUGUAGGCUUACCAAGGCACUUUGUGCAUGCACGCGCUCCAUAUUUUCUCACUGUGGAGUUCUUUGACUCUGUGUUCCCAUGAAGUGCAAAUUCUCUGAAUUAAUCAUGUUUACCAUAUUUGGUAACAAGGACCGCCUUUAGUUUUUGAGACACUACGUCUAUUUACCACUUGACUUACAUUGUGUUUGGGUUACUGGCACCACAUGUACUUGUCUGCAUAUGGAAGCAGUAGAACAAAUUUUAAAAAGUUACGGCUGUUUCAGCAUAAAGUUACUGCAUAUUCUUCUGAUUACUCCAACGCCUUACCAGAUUGUUUGGAAAUGGUUUCAUAUUGUGGCUGGCUACUUCAUCCUGCUGCGUACAACUUCAAGCAAAGGCAGUGCAUUCAAUGAUAAUGCAUGUUAGAAGCAGCCCAGAGAGCUGCCUGGAAGGACUGGUCCUUAAAGAAUCUCUCAGAAAAGUGAGCCACAUGUACAAAGGCAAAUUUAAAGGAGUAGUUCACCCAAACAUGAAAAUUCUCUCAUCAUUUAUUCACCCUCAUGCCAUCCCAGAUGGGUUAUGGCUUUCUUUCUUCUGCUGAACACAAACACAUUUUUAGAAGAAGGUCCUUUCAAUGCAAGUGAAUGGGUACCAAAUUUUGAAGUUCCAAAAAGCAUAUAAAGGCAGCAUAAAAGUGAUCCAUAACAUUUACAUUUAUGCAUUUGGCAGACACUUUUAUCCAAAGCGACUUUCAGUGCACUUAUUACAGGGACAAUCCCUCCAGAGCAACCUGGAGUUAAGUGCCUUGCUCGAGGACACAAUGGUGGUGGCUGUGGGGAUCAAACCUGAUUAAGUUAUGUUAGCCCACUACACCACCACCACUCCACAAGACUCCAGUAGUUAAAUCUAUAUCUUCAGAGGCAAUAUGAUCAAGGUGGAUGAGAAACUGAUCCAUAUUUAAAGUUCUUUUUGUACUAUAAAUUCUCCUCCCUGCCCUGUAGGUGGCGAUAUGCAUGAAGAAUUUGAAUUGCCUAAAACAAUAAGAAUGUGUAAGUAAAAGUGGAGAUUUAUAGUCAAAAAUUACUUCAAUAUUGAUCUGUUUCUCACCCACACUUAUCAUAUCUCUUCUGAAGAUAUGGAUUUAACCACUGGAGUCUGAUGGAGUGCUUUUGGAGCUUCAAAGUUUUGGUCACCGUUCACUUGCAUUGUAUGGACCUACAGAACGGAGACAUUUUUUCUUUAACUAAAGUGUGUACAUUGAAAUAUGUAGAACUAUUUAUAAGCUUUUCUUAAAGGAAUAGUCCACACAGCAUGACAUUUCUGUCAUUGGGUGUGUUCCAUUCAGAAGUGAACAUCCUUAGGCCCUAUUGCCUUCAAAGACUUUGUCAUCCACUGUGAGAGCUUUGGAGUGCUAAAAAGUGUGGGGGUUAAAAAUAACGGUCAUUCGGAAUGCACUUUUAAAUUCAUUUUUAUUGGAAAUUCUGUUUGGAACAAUCUUGCUGUAUGGUCAUCAUGAUUGUUCUCCCUUCAAAGUGCCCUCUGAAGCCAUCUUUUAUGCCGUUUGCAAUGCAGGGAUUAUUUACCCACCCUCAUUUAAUUCAAAACCUGUAUGACUUCUGCGGAACACAAGAUAUUUUAAAGGUUUCAAUACAAUAGCAGUUUGUAGUAACUCCCUUUUAUAGAGUUAAUCAGUGAUUUUAUUUGAGCGUAAAUAAUGACUUAAAUUUCUAACCAUUAUAAACUGGUCGUAUUCCUUCAGAAGACUUGGAACAUGACACACAAGUUGCAUUAACUACUUUUAUGACACUUGAUUUUUCAAGCUUAAGUGAGUCACUAUACAGUAUGCUUGUAUUUUAUGAAAGCAAUCAUGCCUCUGUUUAAAAUAUAAAAUCUUAUGUUUAGCUGAAGGUCAAACAAGUUUGGAGUGACAUGAGGGUGAGUAAAUGAUGAAAGAAUUUUCAUUUUUUGUGAACUGUUCCUUUUAAGAUGCUAACUAGGACCUUUUGUAUUAUGCACUGUGCAUAGUCAUUAGACUAUGAGCUGAAUAGGUUGGGGGGGGAUCUUGUUUUGCUGUACAUACUACUAUUAAGGUGCAGUUUUAAUUCCGAUCAGCACAAGAUGCUUUUCGAUUUGUUUUAAUGUGAUGUCACACAUAGUCGAGCAAAACUCAUUUAGCUGCAAAAUGGUUAUGUUGUGUAACUGUCUGUAUGUCUGUGUUUGGUCAAGAUAAGCAAUAAGUGUUUUUGUUGCUUAUUUGUUCAUAUAUGGAGAAUCAGAGUAUAGAGAGUCUAUGGAUAUUAUGUCUCUUAAACAACUUUUUGUUUGAAUUGUGGAGAAUAGAAUGUCGCUGUGAUCUAUUAAAAUGGUUUAGAUGGUCUUUUGAGAAAUUAGUAUUAAUUCAGACAUUUUGUGAACUGAAAAGGCUCUUGUGAAGUUAGAGGAUUGAGUGGUUAUGAAACGUCAUCACUCUAGACUCCCAUUAUAAAUGCAUUGCCAACAAUAACAAGCAAACUUCAGCUUGUUCAACAAGGAAUGAAACCAAUCUGAUGUUGAGAUAUCCACAAACUCACCAGCUCAGAAUCUCUAUAUUAUCCUUCGAUUCUGUUUUCAUAGGUUUUAUUUUCUGUGUCUUCUAAGGUGUCUGAAGAGUCUGUAGUUCCACUUUACAAUAAGGUUUUAUAUGUUAAAAUUAGUUAACGCAAUAGUAAACGUGAAAUGACAAGGAAUAAUACUUUUACAGCAUUUAUUAAUCUUUGUUCAUUUCUACAUAUAUGGAUGCAUUUUUAUCAUUAAAUAUGUAUGUGUUAACAUUAAUUAACAUGCAGUGUAUUAUGCAGGGUUGCCACAGUUGUAGAACUGGAAAUAUCAGGGAAUUUUAAAAUCUGGCCAUGGGAAUUAAUUAAAAAAAAAUAGUUGUGGAAAAGUCUAUAAGAAAUCGCUCUGUCAGUGCAAUCGUUAUACAAUGAUUUCUGAAUAUCCUUAUGCAGUAAUCACUAUGUUUAAAGAAAUUCAUUGGUCAAAAAAUAUGGGAACCAAAAUUAAUAAAUGCUUUUAAAAAAACAUGGUUAAUUGUUAUUUCUAGAUACCUAAUGCAUUAAUGUUAAUAUACAGAGACUUAUUUAAGUGUUACAGAGUUGGUGAACAUAUUUUAUAUAUAAAAUAGGAAACUUUCCUGUGACUACAUAGUCACUUUGAACAUGCAGUAUUUUGAUUGUGAGUUUGGAAGGUGGUAGCACCUCUGCUCCAUGUGAUGAGUGCUGCCACUUUCCUGUAUCCUGAACACUGUCUUUAACAAUGUCAGUGAAUGAAUGCUCUGAUGACUAUGUAAAUGGGAGCUCCAGGCUGAUUAGCACAAAGGAGAGGAAAUUAUGUGGGUUGCAGACAGGAAUACAUAUGCUGUGAUAGGCAAGCUUGAUUUCAAGCUCACUAUGCUUUCCAUUGCAUGAUGCAAUAAUAGUGCCUAUAUUUUAUAAACAUGUGUUCUCUCUGUGAAGUCAUAAGCUAUUAGAAACCCCAAAACACAUAGAAAAGGUCCAGAGUGGGCCUUUUUACAUAUCUCUAUCUAUUUCCUGAUAUUGGAAGGAUGUACUUGGGACUCUUUUCUUCUUUGUCCAUUUGAAGUUUGUAGUUUAUGUACAAAAUUAAUUUGCUUGAUUUUGUUCUAGUAUUUCCUCUGUCUAGUUAUUGUAAAAAAAAGCUGAAAGAAAGCCUUUUUUAUAUUUGGUGCCUACUUUAAAGUCAGUGUAAAUGUUUAUCCAUUGUUGUUCCUGUGAGAUUUAAGUGUCUUACAAAUGAAGACCUCAUUAAAAAAAAAAGGUUUUAGUGCAAAGCACAAAAACAAUUCAUGUCAAAGCAUAAUACCUCUCUUUUCACCAAUGUUUAUUUACCUCCGUGUACAUAAAGGUAUGUUCAUUUCUGUAGAUUUUUUGUUUUAUUGUGCAAAGUGGCAAAAAUGCACAAUUGAGGGUGUAUGAUUUUAUUUUUGUAGAGUUGUAUUUAAGUAUAAAGGAGAGAUCAAGAAUACCAUCCUUGAAGCACUUUUCAGUCCUUAUAAAUUAGAAUGUUAUUUGCUUACGAGUCUCAUUUUCUUUCAACGUGUGUUUUUUUUCGGGUAAUGUGCUUAAGACUGGCAUUUCCACAGGUCAAAAUGAGGAAGAGUCUGCCUCUAGUGCCAGAGAGCACUGCUAACAGUAAUAUUGAAAUGAAUCACUGUUCGUUACUGGGUGAGACUAGGAAUGCUCAGAGUUGUUCUGGAUAUGGUUCUCUUGUCGGUUAACAUUGUAAAUUUGGAUUUCAUGUUA
Messenger RNA from Xyrauchen texanus (razorback sucker), 6318 nucleotides. It is a transcript of the gene tgfbr1a, whose product is annotated as transforming growth factor, beta receptor 1 a. The record is from RefSeq and is a predicted model, not a curated record. Gene Ontology annotation, biological process: cellular response to growth factor stimulus; heart development; transforming growth factor beta receptor signaling pathway. Gene Ontology annotation, cellular component: activin receptor complex; plasma membrane. Gene Ontology annotation, molecular function: ATP binding; transforming growth factor beta receptor activity, type I; activin binding. Lineage: Eukaryota; Metazoa; Chordata; Actinopteri; Cypriniformes; Catostomidae. The coding region runs from base 32 to 1558 and encodes 508 amino acids. The transcript is spliced from 9 exons.